UCUUAUCUUCCACUUCUCACUCUCUGUCUCUGCUUCACAGGACCCAAAGCCAAAAACUGCUUCAAGAACAGAGUAGUCUCUCCUGCCAUUGGAAUCUUCUCUCAUGGCUUUCUCCGCCGUCUUCUCGCACAACACUUUCUCUUGCGUCUCUCCUCCACACCCUCAACCCAUUCCCAGAAACCACCCUCUUCUUCAUUCGCCAUCCAUUAGGGCGUUGGCGGUGAAGACGAAAGCUUCUGCUGCUGCGUCCGAACAGGAUAAGGAGAAGCCCGCGCAGGCGAAGACCGAAGACUCCUCGAAUGCUAACGCUCAGCCUUCGACCGUGGCUCCAAAACGGCCCAAGAAGCCAGUUUACUCCAUGAAGAAGGGCCAGAUCGUGAGGGUGGAUAAGGAGAAGUACCUCAACAGUAUCAAUUAUCUAUCAGUCGGGCAUCCGCCUUAUUAUAAAGGUUUGGACUAUAUAUAUGAGGAUCGUGGCGAGGUCUUGGAUAUACGGAUCUUUGAGACUGGAGAAUAUGCACUUAUUGCAUGGGUAGGUAUUCCUACUGCACCAGCGUGGCUUCCAACUGACAUGUUAAUCAAGUCGGAAAAACUCGACUAUGAGAGAUUGUGACAUUCCAGGUGCAUGAUUGCAGAUCUAUAUACUUGUAAACAUAGAUCAUGUCAUAAUUGAAGCUAUGCCAUAGUGGGACAACUAUGUUAAAUCUUCCUCUUCCCGAUAGUUUGUGUACUGUAACCAUGUCAAGAUCCGUUUUGACAAUAUUCUAAUUCCAAUUCAAAUUCAACUCCUCUGA
Rhodamnia argentea is the source of this 794-nucleotide messenger RNA. RefSeq names its product NAD(P)H-quinone oxidoreductase subunit O, chloroplastic. Gene Ontology annotation, cellular component: plasma membrane. The transcript is spliced from 6 exons. The coding region runs from base 104 to 613 and encodes 169 amino acids. The record is from RefSeq and is a predicted model, not a curated record. NCBI's taxonomy places the organism in Eukaryota, Viridiplantae, Streptophyta, Magnoliopsida, Myrtales, Myrtaceae. Gene Ontology annotation, molecular function: oxidoreductase activity, acting on NAD(P)H, quinone or similar compound as acceptor.